UUCAAUUGAAUUAGCAUUUAUUCGAAAAUAAAAUUCAAGUUGAUAAUAAAACAGUAUUUCAAAGCUGAUUAUUAUAUAUUUAAUUUGAAUUUGAAUUAUUACUCUAUACUUUUAUUUUUAUUAAAAACUACCAUCUUAUCUUAAUUCCUAAAAUUCCCAAUUUCAUUACACAACACAAAUCCUAAUUUACCUUCAUUAACUUAAAUCCUAACCCAUUCACCUUGCCCACCCACACCCUUAGCACACACACAAACUAAACACACGCACCACACUCACUGAAGAAAGAAAUAAAGAAAGAAAAGAAAGAAGGGAAACAGGGGGAAAAGGAUCGCGAAGAAGGGAAGAGGGAAGGAGGAGCUCACCGGCCAGCCGCGCCAACUCCUCGCCGCCGUGCUGCAUCGCCAUCCAAGGGAGGAGGAAGGCCGCUGCUACUGUCCAUAAAAGCCAUCGCCAUCGCGGGUCAGAUCUGAGGUGAGAUAGAGGACCGCGAUGGAGGAAGGAACCGUGCCGCCCAUUCGCUUCCGUGGGGAGUCGCCGGCGUUAUCGCGAGAAGGAGAGAGCUGCGUCGUGGGAGGAGAGCCGUCGCGGAGCUGCCUCUGCCACCGGACCCAACCGCGGUCGCAAGCCUUGUCGUCGCUGCUAGAGGUGCGCCGCCAAGCUCUUGCCACCGGAGAAUAUUGCUACGUCGCCGGGAUCCACUACCGCCGCUAUCAGGGUUCCGUGGAAAGAGGAGGAGCUGGGUGUUGCCGCACCUUGCCUCUGCUGCCGGAGAGCGCCGCUGAAUCCUCUGGCUUGGGUUGGGUAUCGGUGCUUGCAUGUCGUGUUCGGAGUUUUCAGCCACUUCGUUUUGUUAUUUCAAAUGAUUGAGCUGAGAUUUGCAGCUUCUGUUGAUCGCGGGCUGAGAGAAAGGACUUUUCUGUAAUGCGUUGUGUUAUGGGACUCAACUUAUCGAGACUUUUCUUUUCAGGAAACGGACGAAGAAGCUUAUGAAGAGUAGUUGAGUUUAGCCUAUGCGAUAGAAGAUAUUUUAGUUUAGUUAUCAGUAUUUUCCCCUCGCCAUUAAUGUUAUAACCUUUGCAAGAGGGAUAGGAG
This is a messenger RNA of Arachis duranensis, 1092 nucleotides long. RefSeq lists its product as uncharacterized. The coding region runs from base 490 to 867 and encodes 125 amino acids. The transcript is spliced from 5 exons. The record is from RefSeq and is a predicted model, not a curated record. NCBI's taxonomy places the organism in Eukaryota, Viridiplantae, Streptophyta, Magnoliopsida, Fabales, Fabaceae.